This is a messenger RNA of Physella acuta, 983 nucleotides long. RefSeq names its product protein rolling stone-like. The record is from RefSeq and is a predicted model, not a curated record. Gene Ontology annotation, cellular component: membrane. Lineage: Eukaryota; Metazoa; Mollusca; Gastropoda; Physidae.
CACAGGCAAGGAUCUCAAGCUGACAUCAUGAUGUUGCGGGAACAUUUGGCGCUCAGCAACCUGCACCUGCAGCACCCACAUCCCGAUGUUUUUGUUACCUGCAAGUGUAAAUCGCCGUUUCCUUACUUAUGCUGGCGAGUGUUCUGGGCCCUUUACCACAGCUCCUGGCUCUUCGCAAACUUCGCAGUGGCCGCCCUUGACUCUGACGUCAGCGUUGCCAAGUGGUUUAUUUACCUUAGCAACUGGGUUUACCUGAUGAUCGCGAUUGAAACCAUCCUGGAGCUGGCUGUUGUUGUUGGAGUGGUGUACGGGCGCGCUGACGGCACCACCACAUCAUGCACCAAACUGCCCAGGUAUGUCCAGGUGAUGUGGCUGCUCUACACAAUGUGUGUGACCGGUGCCAUGAUGGUCUGUCUGUGGUACUGGACAACGGUCUACAAGGGAAAAGAGUUAACCGCCAUUCGAUUUAAUACCCACGCUGUCGUUGCCAUCUACGUGAUUCUCAACAUGGCCGUCACUAAAGUGCCCCUGAGGCUACUCCACUUCAUCUACCCUGUUGCCUUUGGAGUUAUCUACACCUUAUUCAGCGCCAUCUACUACUGCAUGGACGGGACCAAUCAGAAUGGAGACCGCUAUAUCUAUUCGAUCCUUGAUUGGUCGAAACCAGGUCGGACAUUGGUCGUCUCCUCUUUGAGUAACUUCAUAUUCAUCCCGCUGGUUCAUGUGUUCAUGUGGGCGCUAUGCUCCGGAUUCCAGAAACUCUACGACAGAUUCCGAAACCGGGUCAUUGUCUACGACCAAAGUUUAACGAACACCAUGGAGGAAAAGAGUAGCCCAACGUAAAACUGGUAUUGACAGAGCGUUGUUGGUUAUUUGUGAAAGUUUUCAUGUGUAGAAUAUAGACCAGAGUUGAACUGCCAAUCUUGAAGUACAUAAAAUGCAAUGUCCUAUAGCGUCAUGGGGAAAACAAUGUCCUAUAAGGA